This is a messenger RNA of Exophiala oligosperma, 1261 nucleotides long. RefSeq lists its product as uncharacterized. NCBI's taxonomy places the organism in Eukaryota, Fungi, Ascomycota, Eurotiomycetes, Chaetothyriales, Herpotrichiellaceae. The record is from RefSeq and is a predicted model, not a curated record. Bases 1 to 783 code for a protein of 260 amino acids. The transcript has 3 exons.
AUGGAGGCUCCCGCAGAGGGUAUGGUCAGCUACUCCGGAAACAUCCCUGAGGCCUACGCCCCGUCCGAGGGUGUAGGGCUGUUCACCAAGAAGUGGUGGGCAAAGAUCACUGCCGAAGACGAUUUCUGGGUCGACUUGGCCUACAAUGUGCCCAAGGCAGUACUGAGGAAGCGUGUCAAGCAGAGUGUCGUAAUCGAUCACGACGUUCGAUCACGGGCUCGCAAGAAAGAAGAAGAGCGCCUUGCACGGGAAAGACGACGUACUCAAGCUUUGAAGGUUGCGAGAUCGUCCAAGCAGCAGCAUGAACCCACAUCCAGCCACAACGACCUGCCCAGGUCCCCCGCAAACACUGUGGCUACCGGUGAUAUUACGUCACUUCCGUCGGUGCUGCCAGCAAUCGCCGACAAGGGUGUGAAAGAUGGCUCACACAAUGAUGUCGUGGAGAAGUUCGAAUGUGCCAAGUGUGACCACUUCUGCCUCAAAGACGAGAUGAGUCCCAUUCCAAGCGACGGUAGCAUCUGCAAGCAGUGCUUUGAGGGCAAUGCCGUGAAGACAGAGGAGAUGUUGCUAGUGCCAGCUGCAGAAAGCUCAAGCCGUGGCCCUACAGCGCGCCCUUCAACCCUUUGGACGGAAUGGGUCAUGAGACAUUUGUGCCGGGAAGACCCGGAGGUUGACAUCCGACGCGCUGCAGCAAGAGCAAAAGAGGAUGUUAGUGGAUCCGAACGCAAGAGGAUCAAGCUCGAACCAGUGGACAAUGGAUCGGGCAGAGCGAUGGACGCGUAGGGCCUCGAGAGAGAGAGACAUCUCAUCAUACUCGUCAUGAGUUGGCGGUCUGCUCGCAACCAAGCAAAAAGAUAGACCAGAUUUAUUCAUUGCAAUCGAUGGACAUGGGCUGGGCUUUUCAUGUUGCCUUGUGCACGCGUUAUCUUAUGAAGGGCUGAAGAGGAGAUUAAUGUGCUUACAGACAUGGUGUAAUUGGAAGGAAACCCUCCUCGGUGCUCGCGUUGAUGGAUCCAGAUGGUUGCAUUAAGAUGCUGGGUGCUUGAGGGAAUGUCUGCUUAGCCUCGAGGAGGAACGAGGCAAUUUUGUAUGUUGGGGUCCGGGAAUCCUGAGCCAGCUCUUCACUUCGCUCUUCUAUCUGAUACAAUCCAUCGAACAUGGAACAUCAGUAUCAGAAUCCUAAACCGUAGGAUCUUGUUGACAGACAUGACAACCCAAGUAGAGAGGCCACGAUCGCAGGCGUAUUUUGGAACCGCUAGUC